Messenger RNA from Ilyonectria robusta, 1846 nucleotides. RefSeq lists its product as uncharacterized. The record is from RefSeq and is a predicted model, not a curated record. Bases 501 to 1751 code for a protein of 416 amino acids. The transcript has 3 exons. Gene Ontology annotation, biological process: NADPH regeneration. Gene Ontology annotation, molecular function: oxidoreductase activity; nucleotide binding. Lineage: Eukaryota; Fungi; Ascomycota; Sordariomycetes; Hypocreales; Nectriaceae. Gene Ontology annotation, cellular component: cytoplasm.
CAAUAAAACACGUCCCGUCUGAGAAACUCCACCGCACAUGGGCGCAUCAACAGCAGAUGCAGCGUCAAACACGGCCAUGAGAAGCCGUCCUCGCGCCAGCGCCGGCCCCGGAUUGGAGGGAAAUGCUCCCCCGCCAAAUCCCUCCAAUUGCUGCCCCGCAUUCUCGGCCAGAACCCCGAAGCUGCCAUGAGCUCUCGCAGGCUGGACGCCGUGGAAAACAAUAUAUUCGCCAGAUGCCAACUCUGAGAUGAGCCGUAGAGCAUCGGUCCGCACUCUCCUGUUCGACGCCACUUGCUUUCUUUUUUCUUCACCUCCACCUGUUCCCUGCUUCGCCUUCUGUGCCUCCGGACUCUUAGCCUGAGCGUAGGGCUGUUACUCCUCCACCAAACUUCACUUGCUGCAGCCGGUUCCCCUCCCCCACCUGCUCCCGCUGCUCUUCUCCUCGCAUUCACAUUUCACAAACCUCUCUCCCAAUUAAGAUCCUGUGGUUAAAAUCUAUCAUGGAGCCUCUCAAUGUGUUGAUGGUCGGUACCGGCGAGUACACCACCGGCUGGGUUGGCACCGGUGCUUCUGGCUCCGACAAGAAGGUCGGCGUCGUCGGCCUCAGCUUGUUUGACCUGCGCCGUCGCGAGAAGGUCAACAAGCUGAGCAUGGUCGGCGUCAACGGAAAGAAGUUCCCCGCCAUUCGCGAGCACCUCCACAAGAACAUCAGCCAGGCCUACAACAACCUCGAUACCUCUUUCGAGUCAUUCCCUGGCAACGACCAGGUCGAGCCAGAUGCCUACAAGACGGCCAUCGACGCCCUCAAGGCGGGCGACGCCAUUACCAUCUUCACCCCAGACCCUACUCACUACCCCAUCGCCCGCUACGCCAUUGAGCGCGGCAUCCACGUCAUGAUCACCAAGCCCGCCGUCAAGGUCCUCGCCCAGCACCAGGAGCUGGUCGAGCUCGCCGAGAAGCACGGCGUCUACGUCUACAUCGAGCACCACAAGCGCUUCGACCCCGCCUACAACGACGCCCGCUACAAGGCGCAGACCCUCGGCGACUUCAACUACUUCUACAGCUACAUGUCGCAGCCCAAGUCGCAGCUCGAGACCUUCAAGGCCUGGGCCGGCAAGGACUCGGACAUCUCCUACUACCUCAACAGCCACCACAUCGACAUCUGCGACUCCAUGGUCAAGAGCCGCGGCUACGUGCCCCUCGCCGUCACUGCCUCCUCCUCCAAGGGUGUCGCCGUCGACCUCGGCUGCGACCCGGCCACCGAGGACACCAUCUCCCUGCUCGUCACCUGGGGCAAGACGGACGACGCCAGCAAGCGCGCCGUCGGCGUCUACACUGCGUCGUGGACCGCGCCCCAGCGCGCCGGCGUCCACUCCAACCAGUACUUCCACUACCUGGCCGCCAACGGCGAGAUCCGCAUCGACCAGGCCAAGCGCGGCUACGACGUCGCCGACGAUUCUGUCGGCCAGCUCGCCUGGUACAACCCCUUCUACAUGCGCUACGCCCCCGACGAGGACGGCAACUUUGCCGGCCAGACCGGCUACGGCUACAUCUCGAUGGAGAAGUUCGUUGACGGGUGCCGCUCCGUCAACUCGGGCAAGGCCACGCCCGCCGACCUGGACAAAAAGGAGCUCCCCACUCUAAAGAACACAAUUGCCACCACGGCUAUCCUGGAGGCUGGACGACGGAGUAUCGACGAGGGCCGGGAGGUCAAGAUUGUGAUUAAGGAUGACAAGUGGUCGCUCGAGUAAGCGGUGACUUUUGAGAUGAAAUAGCAAUAAGUCGGUAGCGGUGCUUUUCUGGGUUGUUUUUGGAUAAGGGAACAAAAAUCUCAUAAUGACCGAAA